GUACUCAAUGAGCGGGAUGCCGAGAAGAACCAUCGCGCCAGUCCGUGACGCUGGGACAGUAAUGGCGGCCGAGGCAGCGGCGAGGCUCGAGGCUUGACACUGAGGGUGAGGCUGACACACCCGGAGCUCCGCGGCGCCCCCACCGACCCUCGCCCCCCGCCGCAGAGGCCCGCAGCGCAGCACAGGCCUAAGGCAGGGAAGCUUUGAUUCCACAAAAUGUAUGGUAUACAUAGGAGAAGCUUACUAAGUAAACUGGCUGACGCAUUCCUCUCUUGUUGCAGGGGUGCUGUGUUGCCUUGUUGUCCUAUUUAAGUGCAACACUGCAGAAAGUAAUAAGAGUAAUCGGCCAAAAUGUCCAACACCCACCACCCGGAGUGCUGGACGACCAGUGACGUCUGCAUGUGGCUGAGGGAGCGAGGCCUCGGCAUCUACGUGGACCAGUUCAAGAGGCACAGGAUAGAUGGGGAGGCCUUGCUGCUCCUGACAGAGAGAGACCUGAAGGAGGACUUGCAGAUGAGUGUGCUUGGUGACGUUAAGAGACUUGGGGCGGCGAUAAACAGGCUGGCCAGGGCAGGGAUACAUGACCACCUCGACUUCCACAACAGCGUGUCUAUGUCUGCCUCGUCCUCGGCCGCACACAGCAGUCAGCACCUCAAGCACCACACACUCAGCACACUCUCAUCUACUCCGCUUCACACACGUUCCAGAAACUAUUCUUCUGACUCCCAAGCCUCAGACCUGCCCGAGCAGCCCCGGCUGGGCAAUCUGCGACGAGCCAGCGGGGUGGCGACACAGCUGAGGCCGGAGUACUUCAGGACUGCCAUCUCCUUCCUGUAUGUCCUCCUCGUGACCUGGAUCACGGCUUUUGUCAUGGUCUUUGUGCAUGACAGGGUGCCAGACAAGGAGAGGCACCCGCCCCUUCCAGACAUCUUCCUGGACAACGUUCCGCACAUCUCCUGGGCCUUCCAGCUCUGUGAGAUCACCAUCAUCACACUCGCCUCAGUUUGGUUUGGCAUUCUGUUUUUCCACAAGCACAGGUCCAUAGCUUGUCGGAGAUUCUGUGCCCUCUCUGGAUCGGUGCUGCUCCUUCGGUGUGCCACAAUGUUCAUCACCAGUCUCUCAGUCCCGGGAUCCCACCUGGAAUGUGCCCCAAGGAUCCAGAGUGACACUUGGACCAAAAUGAGUCAAGCUUACCUGAUCUGGCGCGGCGGCGGCCUCAGCCUGAUGGGCGUGCGGACGUGUGGAGACUACAUGUUCAGUGGCCACACCGCCACCCUCACACUCCUCAACUUCUUCAUCACAGAAUAUACUCCCCGAAGAGUGUACUACCUGCACAUCUUCUCCUGGGUGCUGAACAUGUUUGGCAUCUUCUUCAUCCUGGCCGCCCACGAGCACUACUCCAUCGACGUGUUCAUCGCCUUCUACAUCACGUCCCGCAUGUUCCUCUACUACCACUCCCUGGCCAACAACCGCGCCCUGCAGCAGCGGGACUCCUUCAGGACAAAGAUCUGGUUCCCCAUGUUUAGUUACUUUGAGGCUCACAUUGAUGGUAUUGUCCCUAAUGAGUAUUCCAAUCCUUUAGCAACAGGCAAACUCAUAAAAUUAGUGAAAACUCUAUUUUCGUGGUCAAACAGUGCACCAAAGAAGGAAAAAAGUAACUAGUAUCUAACACUGUGCGGUUGUUCUGGACGUGGCAUUUUAAAGGUUGUGAACGUGCUCAAAUAUGUCCUGUUAAAUGUACAGUUUAACCUUGUCCUGGUAGACUGUUUGGGAAGAUGCAAUCCACUUCCCAUGACAUGUUUACUGUCCAAUUUUAUUCCAGUAUUGUUUCUCUUCAAAGCUUUAAUUCUGAUAUUUCAUACCAUACUACCUCUUGCUAUACACAGUUGUGAUUAGCUGUAUCCCUACUGCCCUUUGCUCUGGCUUAAGAGAUACGUUGUACCAAUCCAUCUUUAUCUCUAACGCCCUCUUCCCUCACAGGGCCUUCCCUCCAGGGAGUGGCCAUGGCAGAAGCAUGUAAUUAACCUUUUUUUUAAUAAUAAUAAAAUAAUGUGUUAUAAAUGGAAAUGAAUUUACAAUUUACACUUGCCACUUGUGCAAGUUCUUCCAGAUUGAUUCCAUCAUGCACUUUUUAUAUGAAUCACACAGUUAAGCAAGUAAUCAAAUAAAUCAAUACUCAAGGUAUAUUUGAUGCCACAGUCUUAAUGUAUUCACUGUUAGUGAAACUGAAAGCAGCAUGUGCUGGCCUUAACCAAAAUUUUAGAAUGAAUUGUGUCCUGUGGGGCAAUCCUUGCUAGAGUUAGCCAACUCUUACACCCAGUAUGAUGUAUUCUUUGACAUGAUGUAUCCCUCACCUGCACGGCUCCUACCUAACAAAUUUGACCAACAUUCCUCCCUCCCAACAAGUGUUCACUGCAGGCGACAUGCCUACAAAAUGAGAACAUGUUUCAGGUAAUGAAUGUGCCUCAUAACUUCCAUUCCUAAAGCUCCACCUCACACUACUCCUGCCACAUACAAGCAAUAGCUGAGAGAGAAGGAAUGGAAGAUUGUGUUGACAGUCUACAUUUUGAGGAAGGCAAUUUACCAUUAUUGAUACCUUUAAGAUGUAUAUCCUUGCUGUGAUGCUGUACUACUUUCACUUCCUGCUUCUACAUGAAAAUUGAAGCACAAUUAUACAUGCCUAUAUUAUAUAUAUUUCGUUCUCUGAAAUAUGUACAUGCAGUAAGUUUCAUGUGGUAAACUCUAGAAGGCAUGGUAAUGCAUAACAUGGUCAUGUUACAUCCCAUUUGCAUAAAGUGGCUCAUCAAUUCUGCAAGAGUCUGCUGCUAAGAAAGUUAGUCCCCACACACCUUGGUGGCACACACACACACGCUGACCCCUGAGUCACUUCUCAGAACUAUUCAAGGAGAAUCUCCAAGCUAUAACAAUCAUGUCUAAUUGAUGGAAGUAUCAACACGAUUCUUACCUGGGGGAAGUGAGAAGGUGCUCUGAAGAGGGAGGAGCCUUAGUCUGUCGCGGUGCAGCAGGAUGUUGGUUCUUGCGUCACCCUCACCGGAAUGGAAGGAACUUGGCUCCGGCAGGCACUGUAUCAGAGGUUGAAUGAAGUGUUUAACACUUUACAAGUUGACCAAAGAUAUGUGAGAUCAUUGCUUCAAAUAUGAGUGUGUGCUAACUUAAUACUUAAUAUAAUUUAUUUUAUAAAAAGCUUUUAUUUUUCAUUAACUGCUAGAUGUGUACAGUUAGGGAGAAAAUGGUAAUGAGUGUUUGCACUGAAGAGCUAGGCAGGAAAAGUACUAUAGAAUGGGUGACAUGCAAUGGAUUCUCAGUUAAGCACCAUUUCCCUCCGUGAAACAUCAUUGUACGUCUGUUGAGAGGCACAGUGGGAGCAGCAGGGAUGACCCCAACAAAACAGGACCAGAAUGGAGGUACUUGUGGCCAAGCUGUCAGCAAGGGGUUGCCCUGUCCUCCCCACUCUUCGCCAAGACAAUCAGAUGCCUCAAUGUAUCCACUUGCACAUUAUUUAUAUUCUUCCUCAGGCUUCUGUGUUAGGCAAAUGCAUGAGACUGGUGCUCCUGAGAAGUGUUCGUGCAACAGGCAACUUGUGCUGCUGUUGGGCAUUGAAACCACUGUUGUGUUCUGGCCAGAAAACUUUCUUGCUGUGUUACUAAAAAAUCUUUCAGUUACAAUAUUUACUUUUUAUAUAGGCUCCAUAACUGAUUUCAUUUGCAAUAUUUAUAUUUAGAGUUUCUUCAGCACUUUAUUUUAUUCAUUAAUAGUUGAUGUGUUCUCUGCUUGGCUUCCUGCAAGGCUUCCAGCUGUGGCUGUUGCUACAGACAACUCCAGGAUAUGAAUGGGUUCAAAUAUUCAUACUUUUUAAAGCUCAAUUCUUGAUAUUGGACAUCAUGGUAGUGCUUACCUUCAUAAGCUCGCCUUCAUAUUUUUUUUAUGAAUAAACUGAGGACAAACAAAUUAAUAUGCUGUUGACUGGAGGCUAAUUUAGACUUUUCUUGUGUUAUUCAGUAAAAAUUGCAGCUGGAAGUUUAUGGCCCAAGUUAUGAAGAAGUUCAGCCUUUAGGACAAGACUAGGAUGUAGACCGAGGCACACUGAAUGACUGGCCUGUUUUUAUCCUGUGAUCCUGUGAAGUAUGCAGUGUACUUAUACCCUAAACAUUUCUUGUUAUCUGAGCUUGGCAGCGUCCUGUUUCCUGGGUGCAUUAUCCUCUUGCAUUUCACUAGGAGAAGCUUCAGCGCAUUUCACUUGUACAUCAAGACCAAGCUAUUUUUAUGUUAAACUGAAAAGCUUUAUAUUAUAUACAAAUAUAAUAAAACUUUUGAACCAUCA
This is a messenger RNA of Eriocheir sinensis (Chinese mitten crab), 4342 nucleotides long. Its product is annotated as ceramide phosphoethanolamine synthase-like. The coding region runs from base 352 to 1662 and encodes 436 amino acids. The record is from RefSeq and is a predicted model, not a curated record. Gene Ontology annotation, cellular component: Golgi membrane; endoplasmic reticulum membrane. Gene Ontology annotation, biological process: ceramide biosynthetic process. Lineage: Eukaryota; Metazoa; Arthropoda; Malacostraca; Decapoda; Varunidae. Gene Ontology annotation, molecular function: sphingomyelin synthase activity; protein binding; ceramide cholinephosphotransferase activity. The transcript has 9 exons.